Xyrichtys novacula (pearly razorfish) is the source of this 444-nucleotide messenger RNA. Lineage: Eukaryota; Metazoa; Chordata; Actinopteri; Labriformes; Labridae. The record is from the annotation of a GenBank genome assembly.
AUGCAAGAUGACAAGUCUGCAGACAACAGGAGAGUUGUACCAAAACUAGAGCUGGAGGAACAUCUCUCUGAAAGUGGUGAAAGUGAUGAAGACUCGGACACAGGAGAGAGUGAAGAGGAAGCAUCAGAUAAAGAAGAGAGACUGAGCAUGCUUGACGUCACAAUGCUGACUGUCAAAAAGCUGUCUGAUGUGCACAACGGGAAAACCCCAACAUGCAGGAACAUGACUUUAGAUCUGCUGAAAAGUUUGUACACCCUGGCAUACAAGGAUCAACCAGCCAUGGAAGAGUUUGAUAAAACACUGGCCUCUGCUAGUGAUCUGUUUACAUUUGCCCCAUACUGCCCCAUACUGGCAGCUUCUGAAAAGCAGAGGGGAGUAUGCACUCUUUGGCCAGUACCUGCUCGGACUUUUCCAAGAGUUCCUCAACUGGUCCAAAAAUCCUGA